AUGUGGCAGCUUCGUGUGCAAACGCCAGGCAAACCCGCCAUUGUGUGCCCGCUCGUGGUGCAGGAUGAGGACAGCGAGGCGACCACGUACCUGAUCACGCGCAAGCUGAAGAAGCACAAGGAGCGCAAGAGCAUUGUGGUCAGCGAUGUGUCCGUGAGCAGGCAGCACGCCGAGAUUCGCGUGCAGCGCUGCUCCGGCACAGUGGGCCAAAACGAGCGGCCCGACGUGUUCUUCACGGACAAGGGCUCCAAGUGUGGCUCGUUCCAGGACGGCGAGCGGCUGGAGCCUGAGCGCGAGUACUUGGUUGACGAGUACAGCACGCUCGAGCUUGGCGCCAACCACACCACGGUCGCACUGGAGUGGCACCCGCUCGUGUUUGUGGGCUCCUCCCUGCCCUCCAAGGAGAGCCAGGUCCAGGUGCAGACAGCCAUCAGCAAGAUUGGCGCCCGCUUGGAGCGCGCCUGGGUCUCGGACGCCACCCACCUCAUCAUGCUUGACAUCAAGGCGACGCCAAAGCUGAUUUUGGCACUCGUGGCCACCAAGCCCAUUGUCUCGCCAGACUUUCUGACUGCCUUCACGCGUCUGAAAACCCCAACAUCGCCCCUGCCAAAGGCGGAAAACUUCCUGCCGCCACUGAAGGAUCGCGCCAUCCCGCCCAACACGAGUUUCCAGCCAGAUGAGCGGCGCAAGGCCCUCUUUCAAGGCAAGCGCUUUGCCUUUCUCAGCGUGGACCAGUACAAGAAGCUGUAUGAGCUUGUUGUCGCAGCAUCAGGCUUACCGGUCCUCUACACCAACGAGGAGCAGGCGCGUGCGGUGCAGACAGACGGCAAGGGUCACACCCGUCCAGACGUGUUGGUUGUGCGCAUUCACAAGUCGCUCAUCACGGCUGCCAACAAGGAAUGGGUGGAGAGCGUCAAGUCUGACCUGCGCAGUGCUGGACUUCGGACUGUGAAUGAACAGGAGAUUACAUAUGCCAUCUUGCAGGUUUCGACCAACAUCAUGUGCAACCCAAACACAAGUCCUGCCGAGGUGCUGGAAAGCCAGAGCCAAUCGCUCGGAGUGCCGCCGUCUGUGAAGAAGCACGUGGAGGCCGCCCUGGCCACAGCCCGACGCGCAGCACAGGCAAGAUCCGUCACAGCAGCGAUAGCAGCACCAACAGCAGCGACAGGGAACGAUGAUGGUGAUGGCAUGCCGGCGAUGAAGCGCAGCAAGCACGAAGAGUUGGAGCACGAGCACUCCUGUCACCUUUUCGCCGUCGCGGCAAACGUCACCACGACAACGCACGUCAAGAAGAAGACGACGACCACCAUCAGGCAGCCGUGGGGAUGA
This is a messenger RNA of Salpingoeca rosetta, 1329 nucleotides long. RefSeq lists its product as uncharacterized. The record is from RefSeq and is a predicted model, not a curated record. The coding region runs from base 1 to 1329 and encodes 442 amino acids. Lineage: Eukaryota; Choanoflagellata; Craspedida; Salpingoecidae. Gene Ontology annotation, biological process: double-strand break repair via homologous recombination; mitotic G2 DNA damage checkpoint signaling. Gene Ontology annotation, molecular function: damaged DNA binding; protein binding. The transcript is spliced from 8 exons. Gene Ontology annotation, cellular component: Mre11 complex.